This is a messenger RNA of Cuculus canorus (common cuckoo), 2834 nucleotides long. It is a transcript of the gene CBY1, whose product is annotated as chibby family member 1, beta catenin antagonist. The coding region runs from base 470 to 853 and encodes 127 amino acids. The record is from RefSeq and is a predicted model, not a curated record. Gene Ontology annotation, cellular component: nucleus. The transcript is spliced from 5 exons. Gene Ontology annotation, biological process: negative regulation of Wnt signaling pathway. Lineage: Eukaryota; Metazoa; Chordata; Aves; Cuculiformes; Cuculidae.
AGCGCGAGCCGCGCUGUCGCCCUGGCAACGCGCCGGCCGCAAACCACUCCCGGAGCCCGAGACCACCCGGGCAGCACCACUGAGGCGCUUUACUACACCUCCCUCCCUUCCCCCGCCCCCCUUUCCCCGCGAUGGAACAGCCUGGCCUCGCCGCCCCCGCGCCGCGGGGCUGACCGUACCACUUUGGGACGGGGGGCGGAGGGGGAAGCUCGCGUGGGCGGCGGGCGUUCGCGCGUCGCCGAGACAGCGAGACGCCGGCUAGGGGAAAACAAGACGUGGGGCACUCCCGGAACGCUCUUUUCUUCCUUUCUCUCCUUCGCGUGGCGUAACGGUAUCCUUCUCCCAAGGCCGCAUUCACUCCAUCGACAUAUUUGAGCUUGCUCUGGAAGCCCCCACACCAAGAGCCAAAGCAGCUCAUCUUGUUGUGUCACCACUUCUCAUCCUGCAGCUCUACCCGGAUCAAUGAGCAAUGCCUCUCUUCGGGAGCACCUUCAGCCCCAAGAAGACCCCACCAAGGAAAUGUGCCUCUUUCUCCAACCUGCAGCUGCUGGAUAGAUCGACCCGUGAGAUAGAGCUGGGCCUGGAGUAUGGCACCCCCACCAUGAACCUCGCCGGCCAGAGCCUCAAGUUCGAAAAUGGACAGUGGGUGGCAGACUCAGGAAGCUUCACAGGGGAUCGCAGGGAAAUGCAGCGAUUGCGCAAACGAAACCAGCAGCUGGAGGAAGAAAACAACCUCCUUCGGCUGAAAGUUGAUGUUUUGCUCGAUAUGCUUUCUGAGACCACAGCUGCGUCCCGCCUUAUGGAGAAGGAGCUGGAGGAACUGAAGAGCCACAGCCGAAGGAGGAAGAAGUGAAGAAGCAGCAGUUGCAGGAGGCUGGGGCGUCGAGGAGGCUGGCUCUGUCUCAGCCACCCCAGCACACAGGCAGAUGCCGGGCCGGCUAGGGCCUUCUGGCCAUGUUGGUACUCUGUGUACGUACUUCGUUCCAUGGUACUGUGAUCAUGAGGUACCUCCUGUGUGGCGUGCUGUAGGUACUGUGUGAUGGCUGGUUUGGCAUCUCACACGCUUCCUUAACGCACACGGAGCACUUCCCCUAGGUGGGUUCCCUCACUGCAGCCCAGGAGUCUGUACCCUGAGAGUGGACGAUGGAGAGAUACACCUCCAGCUAAGCCACCCCUGCUUUCUGUGCUUGAAAAAGCAGAGAGACCCUUCCUCCCCAAACCUGUCCCCUUAGGGAAGUCCCGGGGGGAGCUUUGGUGAACGGGGUGCUAGGGUUGUUUGUGCUCGAAGGUCCUGCAAGCUUUACAUAAAGCGUUUACAUUUUAAACCAGAUCUAUUUUUUUUUUAUCAUCAUCAUUAAUUAUCACAUAAACAUUAAAUUACAGAAUCAUAGAACGGUUUGAGCUGGAAUGGACCUUAAAGAUCAUCCAGUUCCAAACCCCCUGCCAUGGGCAGGGACGCCUGCUGGGUCAGAUUGCUCAAAGCCUCGUCCAACCUGACCUUGGACACCUCCAGGAAUGAGGCAUCCACAGCUUCCCUGGGCAACCUGUGCCAGUGCCUCACUACCCCCAUUGUUAAGAAUUUCUUCCUAUUGUCUAAUAUAAAUCUUUCCCUUUCCAAUUUAUAUCUGUUCUGCCUUGUCCCAUCACUACACACCCUUGUAAAAAGCCCCUCCCCAGCUUUCCUGUAGCCCCUUCAGGUACUGUAAGGUCGCUAUAGGGUCUGCGUGGAACCUUCUCUUCUCCUGGCUGAAGAAGCCUAACUCUCUCUGCCUGUCCUCACAGCAGAGGAGCUUCAGCCCUCUGAUCAUCUUUGUGGCUUCCUCUGGACCCAUUCCAACAGUUCCAUAUCCUUCUUAUGCUGAGGAUUCCUGAACGGGACUCCAGGCGGGCUCUCACGAGAGCUUCACUUGUGUGAUGUUUAGUGACUUGCGUCUGCCACAGCUCACCAAGGGGAAGUCAUGCUAAUUGUGUCAGCAAAAGUUAGUAAUUUAACAGCGCUGGAAUCUUCUUGCCGAGGGGCCAUUGGUAAACUGUUAGAUGGUCUUCUCUAAGAGAUGAACAUCUAGUAGAAUUUGUAAUGAAGAAUUAUGGAAUUUAACAUAUGUGAUAUCCCAAGACAACUUUAAGUCUGUUAGUUACUCUGUCUUUCCAGAUUUUCUCCCAAUUUACCAUCCAGAAGCAGGAUUGGUUUGAAACUAUGAAUCGUCUGUCAAGCUAUUAAGUUUCAGUACCAUGAACUUUGUCACCUGAGGGCUGCUCCUAACACAGCUUCCUUCCUGCGAAGGAAAGAUGAUAUAUCAUAUCAUGUCAUAUAUCUUUGCAAUGCGCAGCUCUCCUCUCCCUUUCCUCAAACAAAUCCCGCUAGUCGAAGCAUGAGCAAGGACCCUAUUGAUACCGAAAAUGCUUGCAAAUAAACUCUCUAAGAGUUGCUUUGGAGUUUUAGAAAGCGAGCAUCCUUUAUCAGGGCUGGGCAACACAAGGGAGCGAUCUCCAUCAAUUGUGUGCAGCCAGACAAGAGCUGGGACAGAACAGAUUUCCCACUCGUGCAUGUGUAUAAAUUUUCCCUGAAAUCUUAUGCAUAUUCCGUUACUUUACAAGGGUUGAUUUUAAUGUUAUUAUGAACUUCACAAUGGCCAAAUCUCUUGCUGAUUUGGAGCUGGCUCCAGCUCUGCCUGACCUUGCCUGUGAGAUGGGGAGAGGCUGCAAACAGAGGGGAUCACAGACACAAACAGGGGUGAUGACAGACACCUCUAUUCACAGAUUACACUGACACAAGACGUUCCCAUCACCAGAGAAUGAAUUGGUGUCUGGAAAACCUGCCAGAAGCCGACGUU